This is a messenger RNA of Lasiosphaeria miniovina, 548 nucleotides long. RefSeq lists its product as uncharacterized. The coding region runs from base 118 to 507 and encodes 129 amino acids. The transcript has a single exon. The record is from RefSeq and is a predicted model, not a curated record. NCBI's taxonomy places the organism in Eukaryota, Fungi, Ascomycota, Sordariomycetes, Sordariales, Lasiosphaeriaceae.
UCUAUCUUCAUAAUUACCAACCCAGCAUUCUGUGGAGCCCGUGCUCCCUUACAGACAGACGACCCUGACAGUCGAGUGGUUUGUAAUACUUAGCAGACCUGGCCAGGACAAGUUACCAUGCCAGAACCCUCUACCUUUUUGUCAAAGAAUAUAGGCAAGCAGGGUAUAGACGAUAUCUGGACGGCUUUGAGUGAGCUGAAGGAUCUUGGGGAUCAAGUUUUGAGAUUUUUAAGUAAAAUUGAAAGUACGGGAAGCUCUCAAGAGGCUUUAGAUGAAAUGGAAGGUAUACUGGACAACGCCCAGGAUACCUUGAACGAAUUAGAGGAUAGGCUAAGCUCUAUAGUUGAGAGUUUAGAUAAGUGGAAAGACAUGGUGGACGAGGCCGAGGAUGCCGUGAACGAUAUAGGGGAUAUGCUAAGUUCUAUACUGGAGAGUGUAGAUGAGUUGAAAGAUAUAGUGGACGACAGGAGAGACGAUUUAGAUGAAACGGAGGACACUGAUAUCUGAGAAAGUCGGUUGAUAGAGAGAAUUUAGCGGUUCAUUUGGCG